Messenger RNA from Pygocentrus nattereri (red-bellied piranha), 741 nucleotides. RefSeq names its product SUZ RNA binding domain containing 1 (gene szrd1). The coding region runs from base 105 to 563 and encodes 152 amino acids. The transcript is spliced from 4 exons. The record is from RefSeq and is a predicted model, not a curated record. NCBI's taxonomy places the organism in Eukaryota, Metazoa, Chordata, Actinopteri, Characiformes, Serrasalmidae.
UGUAGCAGUGAAGGGUCCGCCGUCUCGCAGAAGAAGAAAAUAUGCCUCGGUGCAUGCAGGCAGCGGAGGAAACCCCGCCGAGCUAAAGCUAGCAAAGUAGGAACAUGGAAGAUGAGGAGGUCGCCGAAAGCUGGGAAGAAGCUGCUGACAGUGGGGAAAUGGAGAGAAGAUUAGAGGAGAAGCUGCGGAUUAGUCAGAAAGAGAGACUUUCAGGUGGGAGUUCGGGUCGCUCACCAAUGAAGACAGCUAUCAUGAUCCAGGACGACUCCCUUCCAGCCGCACCCCCUCCACAGAUCCGCAUUUUGAAACGACCCACCAGCAACGGAACCUUAGGAUCUUCUGUAACGCGGAGCCGACCCUCGCCACAAGUGAAGUCCUUAGCUCAGAGGGAGGCAGAAUACGCUGAAGCCAGGAAACGAAUCCUUGGUAGUGCUGAUGACACACCUCAGGAGAGACCCAGUUCAGACAGAUCACCACGUUCAGAGGACACAAGAUCAAACAACCAUGUGGUUCGGCAGCCAGCAGGUCCAGAUGGGACGCAAGGCUUUCGUCAGCGCAGAUAGGAAUAAAGAUCUAGGAGGAGAGGAGCUGUUGGUCUCCUAGUGUAAUGUUAAAAUUUAUUUUUAUCAAUAUUUAGGAUAUGGGAUGUUUAUGAAAUAAGAAGAAAAUCCCUUCACACCCAUCAUGGCUCUUGAGUCAGCAUGGAAUGUAAAAGGGGAGGAAGUAACAUGGAAGAGUGAA